AUGUCAGCAGAUAUACAAGUCGUCGCCAUCUUCCACCCAGCUUCGGGCAAGGAAAGCCGACUCAAAGAAGUCCUCCUCGACCUCGCAAGUAAAGUCCACGAAAAUGAGCAAGGUGUCAAAAAAUACCAAGCAUUCGAACAAAUUGACUCUCAAACCGGAACUAAUGUCAUUCUUUUCCAAGAAACUUAUGCGGACCAGGCCGCAGUCAAUACCCACUUAACCUCUUCAUACUUCGGUGCUGCAGGUGAAACCCUCAACAAGGAAGGAUUGGUUACCAAACCUUUCGAGGUUAUAGUGUUGAACCCAAUAGGUGGAUUUGCUUCGCGCGUUUAG
This is a messenger RNA of Botrytis deweyae, 333 nucleotides long. RefSeq lists its product as uncharacterized. The transcript is spliced from 4 exons. NCBI's taxonomy places the organism in Eukaryota, Fungi, Ascomycota, Leotiomycetes, Helotiales, Sclerotiniaceae. The coding region runs from base 1 to 333 and encodes 110 amino acids. The record is from RefSeq and is a predicted model, not a curated record.